Molecule: messenger RNA, 4083 nt
Organism: Hemibagrus wyckioides
Lineage: Eukaryota; Metazoa; Chordata; Actinopteri; Siluriformes; Bagridae
Gene: ntrk2a
Product: neurotrophic tyrosine kinase, receptor, type 2a
Exons: 18
Coding region: 296-2704 (802 amino acids)
Biological process (GO): cellular response to brain-derived neurotrophic factor stimulus; trans-synaptic signaling by neuropeptide, modulating synaptic transmission; regulation of phosphatidylinositol 3-kinase/protein kinase B signal transduction
Cellular component (GO): signaling receptor complex; plasma membrane; axon
Molecular function (GO): brain-derived neurotrophic factor binding; ATP binding; brain-derived neurotrophic factor receptor activity
Source: RefSeq, a predicted model, not a curated record
CGCUCGCGCAUCCGCUCCUCCGACGAGCGGCGCUUCUUCCCGACGCGCGCGCGCGCUAUACACGCCUCGUCUGUAAAAUCCUUUAGGCGAGCACCUCAGCGCGCUCCGAAGCUUGCGGGAGGUCAGAAUAUUCCAGACACGGGAAUAGCUAGAAAGGAACGAACGUGGAAAGGACUAUAAAGGAUUUAAAACAUCAGCAACAACAAGAAGAGCAUAGAUAUAUAUACAGAAACGCGCAGACAACAAGUGGCGCGUGAGGGCAAUCCUCAAUAAAUCUGGCGUCGCAGAAGCGGGGAUGAACCUGCUGCGCCCGGGCUCCGGUUUCGGCAUGGCGGGCUGGCGGCUGGUGUGCGUCGCUGUGGCGCUCGCGCUGUGGAGGCCCGCGGAGUCGUGUCCCGCCGCCUGCACGUGCACGGGCUUCAGAAUUUACUGCGCCGACACCGAGCGCAGCAUUGCGGCUUUCCCUGCGCUCAGCGAGCCCGAGAUGGAGAACAUCACCGACAUAUAUAUUGCAAACCAGAGCAGCUUCUCCUCCAUCAACGAUAAAGACCUGACCUUCUACCGCAACCUCCGAAAUCUGACAGUGACCAACACGAGGCUGACGUAUGUGUCCCGGCAGGCUUUUCAGAACAACGUCAAACUGCAAUACCUGAACCUGAAGGAUAACAAUCUGUCUUCACUGUCCUGGAAGACGGUUCACCAUCUGAACAUUUCCUACUUGCUUCUGUCUGGAAACCCGCUGCAGUGCUCGUGUGAGAACAUGUGGAUGAAGCAGGGGCGAGGCGACGAAUCCGAGGCAGCCGAGCUCCUGUGUGUGGAGGAAGGAGGGAAGAGGAGGCAUCUGUCCAAGCUCAUUUUGCCCAACUGUGUUGUCCCUACAGUCACUCUCCGUCCUAAAAAUCUCACCCGGAUGGCGGGUUCGAACAUAACCCUGACUUGUAAUGCCUCAGGAAUGCCCACUCCCGAAAUCAACUGGAUCACCUGCCCGCUCAAUUCAAGCUAUGAGAUUGUGACUACAGGACAGUCGUCCACACUCAAACUCAGAGAUCUCUCAUCCCUCGAUGACGAAUGUAAAAUCACGUGCAGCUCUGAGAACACAGCCGGGGAGAAUGAAGUCUCUCGGCACCUCGACAUUCACUUCCCUCCGACAAUCAGCAAGCUCACGGACGCCAUCGCCGACCACCACUGGUGCAUCCCCUUCAGCGUAUCUGGCAACCCAAAGCCGAACCUGUACUGGCUGUUACAGGGAGAGACUCUGACUGAGGGGGCCUUCAUCAACACCCGGGUUCACGAUUACUCCGAGCACGAGUAUCACGGCUGCCUGCAGCUCGACAGUCCCACACACAUCAAUAACGGCGAGUACACACUGCUGGCCAGCAACCCUUACGGCACCGACCGCAAAUCCAUAUUCGCUCACUUCAUGCACAACCCGUGGAACGACACAACAGCCACCGAUUCUCUCUACUACGACCCUACUACAGAUGACACACCUAUCGAGCCACCUGAGGACCGAGUUGCUGUGUACGUGGUCGUGGGAAUCGCCGCCAUCACAUUCACCGGCUUUGUCCUGAUGCUGGUCGUCCUCAAGUUUGGCCGCAAUUCAAAGUUCGGCAUUAAAGGGCCUUCGUCGGUCAUUAGCAACGACGAUGACUCAGCCAGUCCUCUCCAUCACGUGUCGAACGGCUCGAACACGCCGUCGUCCUCGGACAUGAACCCCGACGCCGUCAUCAUCGGCAUGACCAAGAUCCCCGUCAUCGAGAACCCGCAGUACUUCCGCAGCACCAGCAGCCUGCUCAAAUCCGACACCUUUGUCCAGCACAUCAAGAGGCACAACAUUGUGCUCAAGAGAGAACUCGGUGAAGGAGCCUUCGGGAAAGUGUUCUUGGCUGAAUGCUACAAUCUCAAUCUUUCACACGACCAGGACAAGAUCCUCGUGGCCGUCAAGACCCUAAAGGAAGCCAGCGAGAAUGCCCGCAAAGACUUCCACCGCGAAGCCGAGCUGUUGACCAACCUGCAGCACGAGCACAUCGUCACCUUCUAUGGCGUGUGCGUGGAGAGCGACCCCCUCAUCAUGGUGUUCGAAUACAUGAAGCACGGAGACCUCAACAAGUUCCUCAGGGCUCACGGUCCUGACGCUGUGUUAAUGGCAGAUGGUCAGGUGCAGCAGCAGGCCGAGCUCACACAGUCUCAGAUGCUGCACAUUGCUCAGCAGAUCGCAGCAGGGAUGGUGUAUCUGGCCUCGCAGCACUUUGUACACAGAGACUUGGCCACACGUAACUGCCUCGUUGGUGAGAACCUGCUGGUGAAGAUCGGAGACUUCGGCAUGUCCCGCGACGUGUACAGCACGGAUUAUUACCGGGUGGGCGGUCACACCAUGCUGCCGAUCCGCUGGAUGCCACCGGAAAGCAUCAUGUACAGAAAGUUCACCACCGAGAGUGACGUCUGGAGCCUGGGAGUAGUGCUGUGGGAAAUAUUUACCUACGGGAAACAGCCCUGGUACCAGCUCUCCAACAACGAGGUGAUUGAGUGCAUCACUCAGGGUCGUGUGUUGCAGCGGCCGCGCACUUGUCCGAAGGAGGUGUAUGACCUGAUGCUGGGCUGCUGGCAGAGAGAACCACACUCUCGCCUCAACAUCAGAGAGAUCCAUAACCUGCUGCUCAACCUGGCCAAGGCCUCACCGGUCUACCUGGACAUCCUGGGAUGAGUGUGUGUGUGUGUAUGUUUGUGUGUACGUGUAUGUGUGUGUCCCCAAACUGCACUCUAUGUUCCUUUUUCCUUCUUGUCCUCCCCCGUCCCUCACAAUUCCUUCCAUCCUGCUCGUCCUAUCCUUAAGGUCUAGUGCGGAAGGCAGCAGGAGCCUCAUUUAUCAGUAUUAUUAAAGAAGGACUGAAACAUGACACCAAAGACCUUCCACGCCGGCGGACCACUCCUCUACUGGGCAGACACUAGAAACGUUACUGUAAAUAUCGUCUUCUCCAGAAACGCAUCAUUUCCAGGACUUCAGGAAGGGCCCUUCACGUUCUGCCAACUUUACGAAACGGGUGGAAAUGUACCGUGACCGUGUCACACGGGGGGGUGGGGGGGGAGAAGUAUCUCCGAAGGCUCCCUCAUCCGAUCCUUCCUGAACAUGUGCAUAUGUAAUAAAUACAGUUCUGAAGCAAGAUGUUUGACAGUAGCAUGGAGACCUAGAUAUCAAAACACAGUAUGGUUUUACACUUUGAUGAUUUUUACAGCAAAAAUGUUCAGGAUCGUAGUCUUUAGAGCACCGAGAACCUUCAAGGUGGUCCUGGUAGUGCACUACUGUGAAUGCGGGGGAUAUCGAAGUCAUUUGAGACGAGGCCAUACCCAUGCUUCAAUAUGGUUAGUGCGCAUUUAGGACAAGAGCCCAAUUAUACAGAGUGGCUGAUUAUGAUGGGGUAGGCUAAAUUACGACCCCACCCCUCCCACUAGCCCCCCACCCCCCUUCCCUCCUCCCUCACUUGAAUUAUCAGAGUUGAAGCAGUGAUGUAGUACUCAAGCCGGGAGCACACAGCUGUUAUGGUGUAAUAUAUAUUUCAUUACAGUACUAAUGUCUGCUAUUAGCACCUAUUCCCUACAGACUCGUACAGAACCUAGAUGGGAUGAAAGGAACGGAGGGGGGAAAAAAGGGGGUAAAAAUAACAUUUUCCAAAACUCCAAACCGAAUAAGAAGUGUAUUUAUUGUAUCAUUACACAAUCCCCAGACUUCUAUUUGCGAAUGCACUUUUUGUUAAUAACAAACCAAGUCUUCAGCCACAUGAACACUGGUAUUAAUUACUUGAUUAAAUUUUUUUUUUGUGUGUGAUUUUAUCCAUCUUUGCUUAGUUAUUGGGAAAUAACUAACAUGUAUAACAUCGAGAGUGAGCAACAAGUAUACACAUUUGCCUUCUUUUUCUUCACACACACACACACACACACACACACAUAUAUAUAUAUUGGUUUUUGGUUUCGUGAGGUAAAAACAAAAAAUAAACCAAGAUUAAUCAUGUCAGAACAGAAAGUGUGACAGUACAGCAUCUGAAAAUGAAGUAAAAAUAUUCAGAAACAAAAAUUUACAGUAAAAAC